Penicillium canariense is the source of this 2580-nucleotide messenger RNA. RefSeq names its product M28 family metallopeptidase. The transcript is spliced from 2 exons. The coding region runs from base 1 to 2580 and encodes 859 amino acids. Lineage: Eukaryota; Fungi; Ascomycota; Eurotiomycetes; Eurotiales; Aspergillaceae. Gene Ontology annotation, molecular function: carboxypeptidase activity. The record is from RefSeq and is a predicted model, not a curated record.
AUGGGCGACGAUAAGUUCGACUACCAAGCCCUCCCCAUCCCCAGCUACGAGGAGGCCACCGCCCAGCCUUCCUCCUCCCGGUCCGAUGUAGGCGAUAGCACCGAUGCCGAACGACAGGGGCUCCUCGAUCACAAUGCCUCCAACUACCAACCCCCGACGGUGGAAUCGGCGCGCGGCAGUCUCGAUGACCUCGCUUCCUCCGCAUCGGGCUCGACCCGGGGCUCGACCGAUCAGCUGCGGAGGGAACUGGAUCAGAUGGAUGUCGAUGACUCUGCAGUAGGCUCCUCUAGCAGUACUCGCCCCCGGCUCCGACAUCACUUCUCCAAACGCCUCUCCAGUCUCACCCGCACCUUGUCUGCGAUCCAACGACCCCUGCAACGUUACCUCCCACGCAUGCCCAGCUUCCGCUUCACGAUCAAUCUCGGCGAGACCCGGGCGCGCAUGAAGGAUCAUGGCUGUAUCAUGCUCUUGCGGCUAUUUGCCUUGAUGCUGGUGGUGUCGCUGGUAUAUGUCUUCUUCAUCGGAGAUAUCUUCAAUUUGAACAAUCGCAUGGUGAUGGGCCAAUCCUACAGUGCAUCUUCCGUCGAGAACUUCAUCCAGGGGCACAUCAAUGAAACCAACAUCGCCGAGAAUCUGAGAAUAGUCAGCGGUAACACUCGUGUCGCGGGCACCGAGGGAAGCUUUGUGUUGGCAGAAUGGAUCGAGCAUGAGUUCCAUAAGGCUGGGUUUGAUAAGGUCCAGCGGGAAGAGUUCCAGGUCUACCUGAACUAUCCUCGCGACGAUGGCCGUAAAGUGGCCAUCGUUGAUCCACCCCAUAUGGUUUGGGAAGCCACUCUCGAGGAAAACGGCGCGCAGUACCCGGUAUUCCACGGGCAUUCCAAGUCAGGAAAUGUGACGGGACCUCUGGUUUAUGCCAAUUUUGGAUCCCGUGCCGAUUUCCAGCUUUUGGCUGACAAAGGCAUCUCGCUCAACGGCUCGAUCGCUCUGGUGCGCUACUACGGGACGGAAGGAGAUCGAGCGUUGAAGAUCAAGGCCGCCGAACUGGCUGGAGCGGUGGGCUGCAUCAUAUAUUCCGAUCCAGCUCAGGAUGGCUUUGUACAAGGCCCUGCCUACCCGAAAGGACGCUUUAUGCCGUCGGACGGAGUACAGCGAGGCGGGGUCAGCCUGAUGUCUCAUAUUGUUGGCGACGUUCUUAGCCCUGGCUUUGCAUCCACACCCGAGGAGAAGCACAGGUUGUCACCGGAAGACAGCCCUGCUUUAGUCAAAAUCCCAAGUCUGCCAAUCGCCUGGCGCGAUGCGCAGCGACUCUUGCAGGCCAUUGAAGGCCACGGCUUCAAGGUACCGCAGGAAUGGGUGGGCGGUGUGCCUAAAGUCCAGGAAUGGUGGACAGGCGAUGAAAGGUCGCCCACCGUGCACUUGAUGAAUUUGCAAGAUGAAGUUGAGCGACGGCCCAUUUAUAAUGUGCAUGGGACGAUCAUCGGACUGGAGGAACGUGACAAGAAAAUCAUUGUUGGCAAUCACCGAGACGCAUGGUGCUUGGGCAGCGUCGACCCUGGCAGUGGUACUGCGGUCUUUUUGGAAAUCGUGCGAGCCUUCGGUGAGCUGCUCACCUAUGGAUGGCGGCCGCUUCGGACAAUCGAGUUCGUCAGUUGGGACGGUGAAGAGUAUAACCUCAUCGGCUCAACAGAGCAUGUUGAAAAAGAGAUAGACAACCUCCGAGCCAACGGAUACGCCUACUUGAAUGUCGACGUGGGCGUGUCCGGUUCUAAGUUCCGCGCAGCAGGGUCCCCAGUUUUCGAGCGCUCGGUCCAUCAGAUAUUGGGCCGCCUCUCCGACCCCUUCGCCAACAAGACUCUAAAAGAACUCUGGGAUGACAGAGGCCAGCGGCUUGAGCCCCUCGGCGCUGGCAGUGAUUACGUCGCAUUUCAGGACAUUGCGGGCACCUCGAGUAUCGAUUUCGGAUUCGAGGGUGAGGCAUUUCCUUACCACACUUGCUAUGAAACAUACGACUGGAUGGAGAAAUUUGGCGAUCCUGGCUUCGUGUACCACAAACUACUUGCUCAAUUCUGGGCCCUGCUUUUGCUCGAUGUCUCGGAGAAUCCGAUGUUGCCAUUUGACAUGGAGGCCUACGCUAAAUCCGUGACGGGCUGGGUGAAGGACCUGGACGAAUUCGCCAAAACCAAGAAAGCCGAGGUCGACAUGCAACUUUUGUACAACGCUGCGGCUGAACUCGAGGCGAACACGGCUCGAUUUCAGUCCUGGAAUGAGGUCUGGCACGAUAAUGUCUGGGGCUCUGGUGGGUAUGAAAGUAACGUCAUGGCGAUCCAGCGGGUCAACCACAACGUCCGAAUGGCCAGUUUCGACACCCAUCUUCUAGAUCUAGACGUGGGCGGCGGUAUCCCCAACCGCACCCAAUUCCGCCAUGUCGUCUUCGGUCCAGAACUUUGGUCUGGCUACGAUGCUUCCAUCUUCCCUGCGAUUCGUGAUAGCAUCAAUACGGGUAACUGGUCGCUCACUCAGCACUGGAUCAACCGGGUUGCCAACACCAUCCACUAUGCCAGCAACAAGCUCCUGUAUUAA